UGUGUUUUUCUGAAACGAAGCGAGUUAGGUCUAUCAAUCAAAUUUUUUGUACUAUAUUAAAAUAUUCAGGUAAUAUGCCUAAAUAUAUAACAGAUUUGCGUAUGACGUAAUUUAUAUCAAUUUGUAAGCUGAGAACAAAUCCAUACAACAGAAAGAAUAGGAAGCAGAAAAAUUAAUGCAAUUUUUUGUAAUUAGAAAUGUAUUCAACAACGCAAGAGAUUCAAGGAAAAUGUUUUAACAACACAGAGUAGCAGGUGCGACUUAAGGGGGUAUUCUAGUCUAGAGGCCCGAAUUUCGAGCAUUUUUUGACGAUGAAUAAAAAAAAGCUAUUGAUAUUUUUACGAUACAUUUUUUUAUCAUUUAUUUAUUCAUAUAUUAGGAGCACACAAAAUAAAUUUGAAAAAAAAAAAAAUGAAUUUUUAUGGAGUUAUGCGUCCUUGAAGUGGAAGGGGGGCAAAAAAGGCAGUGUCCCCGUCGUCACGAUUUCUACCCUUGUGGUCAUCUCAAAACAAAAAAAAAUACAAAUUCUUAAUUAAUAUGAAUGUCAUUAUCGUAUGAACCAGAAAAAACGGAAAAAAAAUUUUUUUCCAUAAAAUGGCGGCUACUCAAAUAAUUGAGGUCGAUUUUUCUCUUAUUUUUAAGCUUUCUCGAAUUGUUUACACAUAUUAAAAAAUUGAAAUUUCCAGUUUUUCGAGCUUCAUACGAUAGAGAUAUAUUUAAGGAAUAUUCAUGACAAAUUUCAAGUAAAUCGGUAGAUUAGAACUUGAGAUAUCGUGCCGACCGUAUCGAACGAAGUAGUUUCGAGAAACACGCGUUUGAAUUUCGCCGUCCGCUCAAACCAGUUUAGCUGUCGCGUCACUAAAAUAGUUGUAAUUUCGAAAAUAAUUUUGCAAAAUCCUUUUAGGGAGAUAUUUUUGAAUACCUAAACUAUCGAAUUUUGAAAAAAAAAAUUUUCGAUUUUUUCAAAUUUCUAGACUAGAAUAGACCCUUAAUAAAAUUUGCAGAAAUAGUAAAAAUUUCCAUUUUAUUAAUUACAUGUAAUUGAAUUUCGGAUCAAACAACUUAAAACGAUUUAGCAGUUUUUUCUGUUAGGCACUAAAUUGUUUACUUUCUGCGAAAUAUUUAAUCAAUUAAUCUUUUGUAGCUCUAACUUAGGUAGGUGAAAUGGUUGAAGUGCCAGCCUUGCACUCCUCAAGCCGUAGCUUAAGUUACCCUCUUAGUAAGCGACUAAAAGUUGCUAUGAUAAAUCAGAAUUUAUUGACCUCAAGGCAAAACCUCUCAAACUCACCUCAGUUGUUUUGUGAGAAGUGCAUCGGCAUACAUUCCGUUAACUAUUCUCCUCCAACGCCAAUGCUUCACGAAUAAUUUCCACCAAUCAGCUGCUCUUCCUAAUUAAUAUCUCUCAUUUGCGCAUUUCCGUUCUGCGCGCGGAAUGUUAUUUUACAUUAAUCGAAAAAUUAUAUAAACACAAAGCGACGGGAAUAGUAAAAAUAGAUAGGUAAACAACACAUUUUUCAUAUCGCACAGACCAAUAAAAUAAUUAACAAUAAAACGAUUAAUUUUUCCGUUUGCAUUUAACAGUCGAGAUAUUAAAUGAAUAAAAAAUUCUUUGUUACCUGUGUAACAUUUCAUUGAACAAAAAGACAAAAGAAAAAACACAAAACAGUUUUGCCACCAUCAAUUUGCAAGCUAGCAAAGGUAUUAUAAAUAAUAAUAAAAAGUAAUAAAAAAUAAAUAAAUGAGUAAAAAUAAUAAAUGCACUUGUCCCCGUAAUCAGAGCCGGCAAAAAAUUUAAAUCAUUAAGAUUGAUUAAUACUCAUUGCCAGAGGGGACAACAAUCGGUUUGCGGUGUGACUCAAAUGCGAUUAUUAUUAUUUGCAGCGAUAUCGAUGGACUCGUACGGCGUAAAUGUUGGUAAUGUUUGGAGCAAUAAACAAAGAAUAAGUAGCAGUACAUGAAAUACGAGAAAGAAAUGGUGGCUUAGCAGCUAGAAACCAGUUAGGCUAAUUUAUUUAUUGGAGAAAUAAAAUAUUAAAGACUAAAAUAAUAAUAAUAAGAAAAUAAAAAUAAUAAAACUAAAAAUAAAGAGAUAAAAUAAAAAAGGUUAAAAGAUAAAAAAAUAAAAAUAAUAGCAAAAAUAAAAAUAAAUAGAUAAAAUAAUAAACGUUAAAAUAAUAAUAAUAAUAAAAUGAAAAUAACAGUAACAAUAACAAAACUCGACUGAUUAAUAAUAAGCGCCCAAUUUUGUCAUUUGUCAGUUGUCAAAUAUAAAUUCGCCUGCCAAUUGCAGUUAAGUGUAGAAACGAAAUUCUGCGAAACCCGUUCUUCACAGCGCAAUGAAGUUAAUAAAUUAAUAAAUAGGUCAUAAAGUCCAGCGCGUAUUUGCACUUUUAGUUAAGCGACGAGGUUGUAUUUAACUAAAUACUUAGAAAUGAUUUGUUAAGUGGUUAAUCUACCUUCUGCUCAAAUAUGAAAGAGACGUUAUCAAUAAAACAGUCCGCGAAUGACAUAUGGCAAAAAUAAUUUUUUUGUUUUUUGCUAGGACUGUUAUAAGCUUACAUGGCAAAUUUUAGCGUGAUAUGUCACAUAGUUUGUUUUCUGUGCUACUGUAAACAAGUCAAGCUCGAGUGUGUUCUUCGAAUUUAACGAUGGAAAUUCAAGUUGAACAAAGAAUUCGGCUUCAGACGCCUUAAAAAUGUUGCAGACAACCUAUGGGGACUCUGCUCUAUCGCGUGCACGUGUUUUCCAGUGGUACAAAUCGUUCAAAGAGGGCCGUACAUCGGUUGAAAACUUGCCUCAUGAACGUCGUCCAGCAACAUCAGUAAACGACGAAAACAUCGGAAAAGUAAAGGAAAGUGUGCUUGAAAAUCGCAUAAAUCGCAAACUCGGUUAACGCUGAAUAUUAUUUAGACGUUUUAAAGCGUUUGCGCGAGAACAUUCGUCUUAAAAGGAAGGAAUUGUGGGACAACAAGUCAUGGUUCUUGCAUCACGAUAAUGCACCAGCUCACACAUCACGUCUUGUUCGCGAUUAUUUGAACAAAAAUAAUGUUAAUAUCGUUCCGCAAGCACCGUAUUGGCCUGAUAUGGCUCCAUGUGACUUUUUCCUGUUUCCCAAGUUCAAGUUGCCGCUCCGUGGAAAACAUUUUGAGACAAUUGAAGUCAUAAAAGAGAAUUCGAAGAACACACUCGAGCUUGACUUGUUUACAGUAGCACAGAAAACAAACUAUGUGACAUAUCACGCUGAAAUUUGCCAUGUAAGCUUAUAACAGUCCUACCAAAAAACAAAAAAUUUAUUUUUGCCAUAUGUCAUCCGCGGACCGUUUUAUUCAUAACGUAUCGUUCAUAUUUGAGCAGAAGGUACAUAUAUAAAAGAAAGAAAUGAUAGAAAAAUCCACACAUACCUAUAAAUGAAAUAUCUGUGAACUUCUAUUUUAAGAUCUUUCAAGUGGGUUGCCUGUUGUUCAAGUUAGUCUAAAAAAUUAUAAAUUUUAGCGGUACUUUCAGCGACAUUAAGUCUGUUCAUGAGGCAAAUAUUUCUUACAAAUUAUAAAAUAUGUAUGUUCAUAUACCCACAGUACUUGCAAAGUAGAGGAAAGUGAGAGAGCAAAAUCACAUUUCAUUUUGAGGGGAAAUUGCAAGUUUUUACUGGAUAAAUUUUUACUUGGAAGAAUUAAAGGAUGAUAGAUACCAGGUUUGCUCGUUAGGUAUGGUGAAAAAAAAAUGUUUGAGGGGAACUUUUUAUUCUACGUUCCUCUAAGCUAAAGCUAAAUUUUGUGAACCACAAAACGAAUGACGUCGGCAUAUCUGUCACAUUCGCUUAGAGCCGAAUAACGGUCUGUUAGGUAGUACACCUCUAAAAAUCUUUUUAACAUGGUAAGAAUUUACAAGCAACAAAAGCGGCUGAUCGCAAAGUAAAAAUAAAACGAAUUGAAAUUUGCGAAUUGAGUCGAAAUUCUAAAUAAAAAUAAAAAUGGUGAUUAAAAUGGGGAAUGUAAGUAAAGAUAUUUUGGAUAGAAGUCUUACUAUAUAACACACGGGAUGUGAAGUACGCGGCCUAACAAAGAAAACACCUUUUUUAUUCAAAAUGAGUUUUAUUCCUCAGCGUAAUUUCCACCGGGCUGAAAAGGACGCGGUCUAACGAAGAAAACUUGUUUUUGUUUUUAAUUCAAAACUAGUUUUAUUCCUCAACGUAAUUUGUUGUUUGCCAUAUGUGGAUGUUUCUUUGCAAUUUCGUCCAUUAAACGGUCCAAUAACGCUAAACAAUAAUCACUAUUUUAUGGUAUUUUUCUUCUCAAAAUAGUCGACGAAUAUUACAUCACGCACAUCCCAAACUACCGAGGCCAUAACCUUUGCAGCCGAUUGUUGUGCUUUCGGGCGCUUUGGACGAGGUUCAGCAGGUGCUGUCCACUCAAAUGAUGGUGGAGUGAUGGAUCCACGUUUUAUCCAUUCACACAUAUCGAUGCAAAAAUUCCGGUUCAUUGCAGUUAAACAUGGCCAAACAGUGCUCAGAAUCAUCAACACGUUCUUGUUUUUGGUCAACAGUGAGCAAACGGAGCACUCGCUUUGAACAUAGCUUUUUCACACUCAAAUGCUCGUGCAAUAUAAAGCCAACGCAUUAUUUUGAUAUCUCUAUGAUGUCUGCUAACUCACGCAGCUUCACUUUUUGAUCAUUCAAAACUGUUUUGUGGAUUUUUUUGAUGUUUUCUAGUGUUACCGCCUCAUUUGAACGUCCACUGCGUUGUGCCUUAUCGGUGUCUCUACGACCAGGUUUGAAGUCAGCCAACCAUCAUUUUCUUGCUGUUUCUGAUGAAGCGGAGUGCCCAUAACCUUUUCAAGCCAUUGCUUCACUUAAACGGUACUUUUUCCCAUCAGUGUAAAGUUAAAACACAAAAUUCUUUUUUGAUUUCCAUUUGAUUUUGAAAAUAACAAAAGUAGCGUCACUCUUAGCACAAAACUCACGAACUAAUGAAUAGACUAUCAUGAAACUUUAACAGCUGUGUUUUCAAGGUUAGUAUUAACUGAAAAAGAGGCGAAUAAAUAAAUAAAUAAAACUAGUACCCUCUAUGUGUAAGGCCCGGGACUUUUCAGCCCAUGUGUUACUGCUAUAAAUGCCAAAGUUCAGUUUUGCUCUAAAAGAGCACGCAAAGGCUAUUUUCUUCAUAGAAUGCUUAGAAAAAGCGGCCACUGAGAGUAAAAUUUCAAUAUCAAUUAUCAAAAAAGCCAUAAAUACAUACAUACAUACAUGUUGACGUGCAAUCGCGCAACCAGCAAUUUUCUCAGAUGGCUUUUGUAUAAAAUUUAGUAAUCAAUUUCUUAUCUAAUAACUGUAUUGAAGAUUAUUCGUAGUCAAGUAUGGAAAGCUUUUAAAAUAUAAAUCGUCUAGUCUACUCUCACAGUCGAUUUUGUAAUGUUGUCGCAACUAUUAUUAUUAUUCACUGCGGUCCUGCUCUGCUGUGGCAACUGCGCCUUUGCCACCACAGUCGACUGGUGGGAGUCUGCUACACUUUAUCAGAUAUACCCGCGAUCGUUUAUGGACAGUGAUGGCGACGGAGUGGGCGAUUUGAAUGGCAUUACGUCACGUCUGGAAUAUCUCAAAGAAAUCGGUGUAACUGCAACUUGGCUUUCACCAAUCUUCGAGUCACCGAUGGCAGAUAUGGGGUAUGAUGUAUCUAAUUUUACUAAUAUCGAUCCACUGUUUGGCACAAUGGAGGAUUUUGAUGCAAUGAUUGCAAAGGCCCAUAAACUAGGACUGAAGAUUAUUUUAGACUUUGUGCCCAAUCACUCGAGUGAUGAGUGCGAGUGGUUCCAGAAAUCCAUACGUCGUGAAGAUGGUUAUGAUGAUUUCUAUAUGUGGGAGGAUGGCAAAAUUGAUUCGCAAACAGGCGAACGUGUGCCGCCUAGCAACUGGGUGAGCGUCUUCAGUGGUUCGAUGUGGACGUGGAACGAGCAACGUCAGCAGUAUUACCUGCAUCAAUUUUUGGCAAAACAACCGGAUCUCAACUUCAGCAAUCCAAUGGUGCGUGAGCAUAUGCAGGCAGUGUUGCAGUUUUGGAUUGAUCGUGGUGUGGAUGGCUUUCGUAUUGAUGCAGUGCCACAUAUUGGUGAGAAACAGUACGCGAAUGGCACAUAUCCCGACGAACCGAGGAGUGGCUGGAGCGAUGAUCCCAAUAGCUAUAAUUAUCAUGAUCACAUCUACUCAAGAGAUCAACCGCUGACACUUGAGGUUGUCUACGAGUGGCGCAAGUUCUUUGAUGAAUACAAGAAUCAGAAUGGUGGCGAUACUAUAGCUUUGAUAGCUGAGGCCUACUCCUCGGUUGACGUUUUGAGCGACUACAUUAAUAAUGGCACACACGCAGGCACACAAAUACCAAUGAACUUCAAUUUAAUGUCGCUGGAUUCCCAUUCGACGGCUAGAAAUGUUGAGCAGCUUACCAAGAUAUGGAUGGAUACAAUAUGGGAAAGACAUCACAGCGCUAACUGGGUGCUGGGCAACCACGACAGCGAUCGCCUGGCUACACGUAUGAGUCAACAAAAGGUGUAUCUGAUGACUAUGCUGGUGCACGCAUUACCCGGCACAUCAGUGACUUACUAUGGUGAAGAAAUUGGCAUGUCGAAUGUAGAUACUGAAUGUACUGAAGUUUCUUGCGAAGAUCGUGAUCCUGAGCGCACGCCCAUGCAGUGGACUAACUCAGCGCACGCCGGCUUCACUACUGGUCCAACCACUUGGCUGCCGGUAUCUUCCGAUUAUGAGGUAAUUAACGUAGCAACGGAACGCGGUGUCGCACGCAGCACUUUGCAGAUCUUCAAAGGAAUGACGAAGUUGAAGCAAACUCCAGCUUUCAAAGCGUUCAAGGAUGAUAAUGGUUUCUCGUUUGGUGCCGUGUCGGAGCAAGUAUUUCAAGUUGUAAGAACCGCCGUCAAACGUGAAGAAUAUCGAAUACUCAUAAAUAUGGGCAAUAGCAUAGAAUAUUUGUAUGGCUUGGCAAACCAAACGAUGGAGUAUGUGCUACUCAGUCCGUACUCUCCACACAGCUAUGGCGAAAAAGUUGAUUUGAGUCAGCGCAUAUAUUUGAUGCCAUUUGAAGCGGUUGUUCUCUACUCGUCGGCUGAAAGCAGCUGAUAUGUUCCAAUGCUGGAGAUGCCCAGAAUUGUAGUACCUAAAUGUUUAUUUUCUACAUAGCAAUUAACCCGCAUUUGUACGUAUAUUUAUUUGUAUAGUAUUGGGCAAUAAAGUUUGCAUCGGUAUCUUUAUGUAUCUACGCUAAUAAGGAAUAAACUACAUAAUAUAUGGGCAUUCAAAAAAAAAAAAAAAACUUCAUAAUAAGACUACGGUGCUUGCGUUUGACCCAUUUUCACUGAGUAUCGCAUUUAUAUGUAUGCAUAUUUUUUGUUAUUUGUACUUUGGUUUAGUGACAUCCAUACCCAGAAGCCGCAACGCCGAUUAAAAACUCAUCAAAAACUAUUUCUAAUAUUGUUGUGCUGUAAGACUUUUUAUACAUCUUUAUUGUCUUCUUAACCAAGUAGAACGAAAGCAUUUUUACGUAGCUCUGCAAAAUACGAAUAUAUAUAUAUAUAUAUAUAUAUAUAUUAAAAAUAGUGGAAUUAAAAAAUAAUUAAAAAACCCAAAAAAUUAAGAAAGCAGAAAAAAUAAGCAAAGUGGGUGCCUACAGAAGAUUUACAAAUUGGGGUGAUAGCGCUCCAAAAUGCGCGCCCUAUUUUUCGUUUCAUUUUCAAACUAUAACAAAAUAUAAUACAAAUGCGAACUAGUGACAUUCCAACUACAACAUACUGUAAGUAUGGCUGUCAUGUCAUAUUAAAAACCCAUCAUCCGUAUCGGAAAAUUCAAUGCAUGAAUAUACGUAUACUCGUAGUACCUACUCACACCUACAUAUACCUAGUACGUGGAAUAAAAUUUGUUCACCUUUAUCACCACAUUCAGCCUGCGCCAUUACCCCUUCACUCAAUUUGUUAUGGGAAAUUCUCUUGAUUGAUAAUCAGUGUGCCUACGCCCUUGAAUUUCCUAUGCAGUUGCUUCCUGGAAAACAAAGCUUAUCGAUUGUUGUAAUGUAAUUUUAUUACUACUUAGUUUUGAUAGCAGAAUUCCCAAUGAUUCUCUCUAAAACAUCAAUCAAACUAUUGUAUAUAAAUUAUGAAAUACUUAGUCACUACAAACUUGGUAUGGUGUGUGUAAAAAAGUAGCGGAUGUUCUAAAACUCUCUGGAGAUCAGCAAUUCUCCUGAGGAACAAUAAAAAGUUGAAUACAAGUUUUGCGCUAUGAACGAUUCCCAGUGGGCCAAUUCGAAUAGUUUGAACAAUGCAGCUAUCAGCAACUUAAUUAGUGCGCCGUGUAUGUGAGUGUGCAUUUAAAAUUUUUUCGCAACAUAGUUGAGGUAGAAAUUCUCAUAAAAAAUACAUUUAGUAUUUUAAUUACUGGAAACUAGUGAGUGCAAUUGAUCAAUAAAAAAUUUCACAUUCGCGCUCAGUAGAAAGAAUUAGGUGUUGGCUACAGGAAGGAAGAAUGCAAUAUUUUCAAUAAUUAGCCAAACUAGGGUAAAAAACUCGAAAUUGGCUUCUGCGUUUAAAGUUUGUUCUACUUUCAACGAAAAUGGGAAUAGUGCAGAAGAGUUUGUGUCUGGAAAGCUUUCACAUAGCCCAUAUACAGCCAUGGACAGAGAAAUAGCACACAAGACUAACUUCACCUCUAACUUCGUUUUCUUCAUUAUAGAACAUAUAAAUAACAUUGAAUUCUUUGCAAAAACAAUCAAUUUAUUUAUAACAUAAAAUUUAAUUUCAAAAAACAAAUGUUUGUCUGUCCCGUUAUUCCUUUCUAAUCAUUAUUGUUGCAAUGCCACCAUAUCAGCUGGACACACGCUGUAAUUAUGUAUAUUGAAAUUUUAAUUAAAAAAUUUAAAGAAUCGCAUCAGAUUCAUCAGUUACCUCAAUAUUUUGUUGAUUGACCACAACUUUUUAUAGUUGCUUGACAUCUUCGGGACAUACUCUCCACUAAUGUCCUGCAUCUGCUCUUCUUCUUCUUCUUCUUCUUAAUUGGCGCGAUAACUGCUUUCGCGAUUUUGGCCGAGUUUAACAAAGCUCGCGAGUCGUUUCUUUCUCAUGCUAACCCGCGUCAAUUGAACACACCAAGUGAAGCCAAAUCCUUCUCCACCUGAUCUUUCCAACGCAGAGGAGGCCUUCCUCUUCCUCUGCUACCACCAGCUGGUACCGCAUCGAAUACUUUCAAAGCCGGAGCGUUUGGAUCCAUUCGGACGACAUGACCCGGCCAACGUAGCCGCUGGAUCCCUAUUCGCUGUGUUAUGUCUAUGUCGCCGUAAAGCUCAUACAGCUCAUCGUUCCAUCGCCUGCGAUAUUCGCUGUUGCCAACGUGCAAAGGUCCAAAAAUCUUACGCAGAAUCUUUCUCUUAAACACUCUAAGCGUCGCUUCAUCGGAUAUUGUCAUCGUCCACGCUUCUGCGCUCAUACGUUAGGACGGGCUUGAUGAGAGCCUUGUAGAGUGUUAGUUUUGUUCCUCGAUCGAGAACUUUAUUACUCAAUUGCCUAUUUAGUCCAAGUUAGCGCCUGUUGACAAGAGAAAUUAUCCGUUGGAUUUAAAGGCUGACAUUGUUAUCGGUGUUAAUGCUGGUUCCUACAUCUGCUCACCGGUAUCGAAUUCCACACUUUUUUGAUUACUUCCCAUAAUUCAUCGGCAUUUUUGAAAAUUUUUCCCCCGAUCUAAACCUUUACAUCAUUCCAAAGGUUUUCUAUAGGAUUAAGAUGGGCCAACUCAAAACUUCUACACGUUCUUUAUUGAACCACUCUUUCACCACCUUUGAUGAAUGUUUAGGAUAAUUAUCCUGCAUAAAUAUCCAAUUUACAGGCAUAUUUUCAAAAGCAAAUGGCUCCAUUGUUCUUUUAAGUAUAUCUAAAUAAAUAUGUUUGUCCAUUUUGCCAUUAAUGCGCACCAAUGGACCAACGCCAUACCACGAAAACGCACCCCAAACCAUAACACUUCCUCCACCAUGCUUAACUGUUUUCUUAGUGUACCUUGAGUUGUACGCUUGGUUUUGUGGGCGAUGAACGAAUGAUUUUCCAUCAGGUCCGAUCCUAUUAAUCUUGGUUUCAUCGCUCCAUAGUACUCUUUUCCAAAAAUGUACAUCCCUAUUUUGAUGCAGCUUUGCAAAUGUCAACCGCGCUUUGAUAUUUUUUUUUUGUAAGAAGUGGUUUCUUCCUGCUAGUUCUUCUAUACAAAUUGGCUUCAUUCAAACGUCUUCUAACCAGUCUACUGGAUACAUCAAGGUUGUGCUCUUCAUUAAUUUCCGUCAUUAUGGCAUUUGAGGACUUAAAAUGAUCGAACUGAUAUUUCCGUACAAUAAUUUUAUCUAAUCUUGGCGUGGUUUUACGUGGCGGAGGCUUUCUUAUUUUUUU
Anastrepha ludens (Mexican fruit fly) is the source of this 10419-nucleotide messenger RNA. Its product is annotated as maltase A2-like. The transcript has a single exon. Bases 5408 to 7120 code for a protein of 570 amino acids. NCBI's taxonomy places the organism in Eukaryota, Metazoa, Arthropoda, Insecta, Diptera, Tephritidae. Gene Ontology annotation, biological process: carbohydrate metabolic process. The record is from RefSeq and is a predicted model, not a curated record.